Molecule: messenger RNA, 5472 nt
Organism: Labeo rohita (rohu)
Lineage: Eukaryota; Metazoa; Chordata; Actinopteri; Cypriniformes; Cyprinidae
Product: mucin-17-like
Exons: 7
Coding region: 142-4155 (1337 amino acids)
Source: RefSeq, a predicted model, not a curated record
UAUAUAAAUAGGACCUAUCAUUCUCCCAUGCUAAUUUGGCGUUGCUGAUUUGGUUUGUUUUUGCUAGAUGUUUACAAGGCUUGAUUUUCCCCCCUUAAAAAUCUGGGUUUAUGACAUGCCAUUGUGAGGCACGUUCCUAUAAUGUCGGGGAGCGUGAGAUUUAAAAUGUUAACGAUUGCUUUGUUGAUAAAUUGGGAGUUUGUAAUAUUGACAUUAGCCCAUCUUAACGAAAACGAUGCAAAAGUUGACACUAAUCUAUCAAGUGAGUCGCUCAAAGCACAACAGUCUCCCGAAAACUCGGAGAGGUUGUAUUUGAAAACCGCCGAUGGUCGUAAAGAUGAUUGUGAACGAAAUCUCAACACAAGGUCUCCAAGUGAUCCAACAGAAAACUCAAUUGUCGAAUCCACGUUCAAGUGCCAUGCAUGUGCGGAUCACGGUUGGGAUAAAAAAUGGGGGAAUGCAGGCCAAAAUAGACGGGAUCCCACACAAAAUGAAGAAUCUGAGGAACUUCCCCAAGGACAUGUGACCUGGCAAUACUUAAGAAGACAUCAACAGAGUUUGGAUGGAGUCGUGAUGUCUGACGUCUAUCAGCCAGCGUUUUAUUGUGGCAGUGAAGUCCUUUGGAUCAAGUUUGCCAUGACCCGACACUCAAAUCCACGCCUGAUUAUCCAGACAGAACAGGCUGAUUCAUUCUCACAAAAACCGUGCAGAUGCAUCAAAAGAAGACAUGGGCCAUCAAUGCUGCUAAAGAUCCUUUUCAAAGACUGCUAUGCUCAAAACUGGACUCAAGGGAGAAAGAUGUACUUCUCUGUAAGCGUUCUUUACUUUGACCGACUUAUAAUGAGGAAUUUCUCUGGCACUGCGACCUGUCAUGCAGCCCUCCUGCCACGUGGUGUAUCUUCUACAGGAGAAUCACCUGAAGUUAUCUGUGGAAAGACUUAUGUGGUUGUAAAAUUGCCAGCCAAGAGGAUUAAAAACGUUAAAGUUUUGGGGUUGUCCAGGCAAUUGCCUCGUCCAGUCCUUUGGAGAAGUCACCAUACUGUGUUUGUCAAAUUAAAACUCUCAGCAAUCAAGGAUGAUGUUCUCCAGCUGGAUUAUCUUGAUGUGACUGGGAAAUCACAGACAAUCACAGUGUCCUGUGUUCAGCACACAUUUAAAAAGACCAUCAGAAAACGAAGACAAGACCCAUUUGACAUUCCACUUGAUGCAAUGGUAGAUGAAGGUAUAGAUUUUGAUUUUGGUAACUUUGAUUUGUGGGGAGACAAUAUCAACCCCACAGUUUCCUACGAGAAACUUGAGCUAACUCUUGGUACAGCUCCAACACCACCAAGCACAGAAAGACAACCAAGCAGAAUCACCAAAACUCCAUUUGCUUCUGGUGAUGCUGAUGUAAAGCUUGGGACAGGUUUUGAUAUAUGGGAUGCGGCUACACAUUCCAGUAGAAUCACCAAAACUGCAACUAUUGAUGCUGAUGUAGAAUUUGGGACAGAUUUUGGUGUUUGGGAUGUUGAUGUCAUACCCACUGUUCCUUUUGGGGAGUUUGAAGAAACUCCUAAAACAACCCUCAGAACAUUACCAUCCAGCAGACCUACAUAUGCAGACCCUAAUACAUGGACAAACACAGUUCCCUUCAGGCAACCUGAUAUAACUCUUGGUACAUCCCAAAAAGCAGAAACCUUAAGUGCUGCUACACAAGCAAGCAGAAUCACCAAAACUGCAACUGCUGCUGUUGAUGCGGGUGUAGAGUUUGGGACAGAUUUUGAUCUUUGGGAAUUUGAUGUCAUACCUACUGUUUCUUUUAUGGAAUUUGAAGAAACUCCGAAAACAACCCUUGGAACUGUUCCAUCCAGCAGACCUACAUAUCCAGAGACUGGGAUAUAUUUUGAUCUUUGGGACUUCGAUGUCAUACCCACUGUUCCUUUUAGGGAAUUUGAAGAAACUCCUAAAACAACCCUUGGGACUGCCUUUGCUACGACUUCAGCAGAAACUACGACAGUUGAAACUACUACUGUUGACAGUACUACCCUGAGCACAACAUCUGCAGAAACCACUACCCUUCCUACCACUUCUGCAAAAACUACUACGGUUGAAAGUACUACCCUGAGCACAACAUCUGCGGAAACCACUACCCUUCCUACCACUUCAGCAGAAACUACCACAGUUGAAACUACUUCUGUUGAAAGUACUACCCUGAGCACAACAUCUGCAGAAACUACUACCUUUGCUACAACUUUAGCAGAAACUACCACCCUUGAAACUACUUCUGUUGAAAGUACUACCCUGAGCACAACAUCUGCAGAAACCACUACCUUUGCUACAACUUCAGCAGGAACAACUUCUACAGAAACUACGACCCUUGAAACUACUUCUGUUGACAGUACUACCCUGAGCACAACAUCUGCAGAUACUACUACCUUUGCUACAACUUCAGCAGAAACCACUUCUGCAGAAAGUACCACAGUUGAAACUACUUCUGUUGAAAGUACUUCCCUGAGCACAACAUCUGCAGAUACUACUACCCUUCCUACCACUUCAGCAGGAACCACUUCUACAGAAACUACGACCCUUGAAACUACUUCUGUUGACAGUACUACCCUGAGCACAACAUCUGCAGAAACUACUACCUUUGCUACAACUUCAGCAGAAACCACUUCUGCAGAAACUACCACUGUUAAAACUACUUCUGUUGAAAGUACUUCCCUGAGCACGACAUCUGCAGAAACCACUACCCUUCCUACCACUUCUGCAGCAACUACCACCCUUGAAACUACUUCUGCAGAAACUACCACUGUUGAACCUACUACCUCGAGCACAACAUCUGCAGAAACUACUACUUUAGCUAUGACUUCAGCAGAAACUACGACAGUUGAAACUACUACUGUUGACAGUACUACCCUGAGCACAACAUCUGCAGAAACUACUACCUUUGUUACAACUUCUGCAGCAACUACCACCCUUGAAGCUACUUCUACAGAAACUACUACUGUUGAAACUACUGCCCUGAGCACAACAUCUGCAGAAACUACUACCUUAGGUAUGACUUCAGCAGAAACGAGCACCCUUGAACCUACUUCUGUUGAAAGUACUACCCUGAGCACAACAUCUGCAGAUACUACUACCCUUCCUACCACUUCUGCAGAAACUACCACUGUUGAAACCACUUUUGCUGAAAGUACUACCCUAAGCACUACUUCUGCAGAAACUACUACCUUUGCUACCACUUCAGCGGAAACCACUUCUCCAGAAAGUACCACCCUUGAAAGCACUUCUGCAGGAAGUACUACUUUGGCUACCACUUCUGUUGAAACUUCUACCCUUGGCAGGACUUCAGCAGAAACUACCACUGCUCAAACCACGUCUACAAAAACUACUACCCUUGAAACCACUUCUGUAGGAAGUACUACAUUGGGCACCAGCACUGCGGAAUCUACUGCCAUUCCGACCACUUCAGCAGAAACUGCCACACUUAAAGCCACUUCUGUAGAAAGUAGUACCCUGAGAACAACAUCUGCAGAAACUACUACCUUUGCUACCACUUCAGCAGAAACCACUUCUCCAGAAACUACUACCCUUGAAACCACUUCUGUAGGAAGUACAACUCUGGGCAUCACUUCUGCAGAACCUACUACCAUUCCGACCACCUCAGCAGAAACUGCCACCCUUGAAAUCACUUCUGCAGAAACUACCACCCUUGAAACCACUUUAGCAGAAACUACUACCCUUGAAACUACAUCUGUUGAAAGUACUACAAUGGGUACCACUUCGUCAGAAAUUUCUACCCUUGGCAGUACUUCAGCAGAAACUAUCACAGCUGAGACCACUUCUGCAGAGACUACUGCCCUUAUAACCACUUCUGUAGGAAGUACUACCCUGAGCACAUCUGCAGAAACCACACUAGCAGAAACUACUACCCUUGAAACUACUUCUGUUGAAAGUACUACUUUGGGCAUCACUUCUGUUGAAACUUCUUCUUAUGGCAGCACUUCAACAGAAACUACCACUGCUGAAACCACUUCUGCAGAAAGUACCACCCUUGAAAGCACUUCUGUAGGAAUUACUACUUUGGGCACCACUUCUGUUGAAACUUCUACCCUUGGCAGCACUUCAGCAGAAACUACCAGCUUUGAAACUACUUCUGUUGAAGUAUUACCCUGAGCACAACAUCUGCAGAAACCACUACCUUUGCUACCACUUCAGCGGAAAUCACUUCUCCAGAAAGUACCACCCUUGAAAGCACUUCUGUAGGAAGUACUACUUUGGGCACCACUUCUGUUGAAACUUCUACCCUUAGCAGCACUUCAGCAGAAACUACCAGCUUUAAAACUUCUUCUGUUGAAAGUAGCACCCUGAGCACAACAUCUGCAGAAACUACUACCUUUGCUACCACUUCAGCGGAAACCACUUCUCCAGAAAGUACCACCCUUGAAAGCACUUCUGUAGGAAGUACUACUUUGGGCACCACUUCUGUUGAAACUUCUAAACUACUACCUGAAACUACCACCGCUGAAACUACUUCAGCAGAAACUACCAGCUUUGAAACUACAAUGGUUACCACUUCUGCAGAAUCCACUAUCAUUACAAGAAGUUCAGCAGGAACUACCACUCUUGGCAGCACUUCAGCAGAAACUACCACCCCUGAAACCACUUCUGUAGAAAGUUCUACCGUGGGUACUUCCCUGGGCACAACGUUUGCAGAAACUACUGUUGAAAGUAGUGGCAGCUGCUAGUACAACAAUCUCACCUGAAUCUUCUACUGGAUUAACUUCUGUUAAAACCACAAUGACUCAAACUACCAUUUCUGCAGAAACAUCUUCCCUUAGCACAUUUAGUUCAACAGGAAUUCCUUUCUAUUAACUACACCCUUCUAACCAUUUACAUUUGAAAAUAACCUCUCUGAAUAUAGCUAUUACUAAGCACUACACCAUUUCUACUGAAAGAAAAUAUAUAUAUUUCAGGAGUUAUGGGAACAUAUACAGCUAUAGUGACUUCAUGACAAGUAGGGCAAGAAGGGAAUGGUCUCUGAAGUUUGAGCUUCAGUAAUUGGUCAAAGUUUCCGCAACACUGUUAACAGCAACUGCUGUAGCCACAACCUCAGCUGCAUCUACACCUGCCUCUACAACUGCUGUUAAAAGCAGUACAUUAUAAAUUUUGCAGCAAUUCACACACUAUAAUACUUGCUGAAAAGUCAAGCUCUAUUGCAUCUACACCUGCCUCCCUCGCAUAUUAAGCAUUAUUACUAAGGAAAUAAGUUGUACCAUCUAUAAAUUAAAGUUCUGUGAAUUAUUCACAUCUGUAAUGACAGUUUUAAGAAUUCUCUGACCUGACAGUUUUAAUGCAGGAAAUGUGAUGGAAAAAUGUCCACAGGAAAAGUAGAGGUGAGCAAUGUUUACUUUUAUUUAUCUUGUGACCACAACAGAAGCUGCAGAUUUAAAGAUGUAUGGUGUAUGAAUUAACUAUGUGGCUCUUUUUCAG